Messenger RNA from Halichondria panicea, 392 nucleotides. RefSeq names its product complement decay-accelerating factor-like. The record is from RefSeq and is a predicted model, not a curated record. The transcript is spliced from 2 exons. NCBI's taxonomy places the organism in Eukaryota, Metazoa, Porifera, Demospongiae, Suberitida, Halichondriidae. Bases 33 to 392 code for a protein of 119 amino acids.
AAGAUGAUGGUGCUCCAUUUGACCUGGGUACCAUGGCGACGUACAUGUGCAACGAUGGUUUCUUCCUAGACGGAGACGAUGAGAGGAGCUGCACUACUAGAGAAGUAGGAACUAGUAUUGUAAUGUGGACAGGCCAAGAACCACAGUGUGUUCCUAUUAUUUGUCGCACUCUACCCGAUAUUCCCAAUGGAUUCAUCACCUACGCUCCCGACACCACACCUGACUAUGAUCUGGGCACUGUGGCCACUUAUGCUUGUAACCCUGGGUUUGUACUGGACCUCUCCCUGGGGGGAUCUGAGAUGAGAACUUGUUUCGAUGACAUUGAGAAUGAUGCAGAGGGAGCGUUUGAUAGACCGGCACCAAGAUGUUUUCGUAAGUCUUUAAAUUUAUAA